UCGGCCCUUGUCAACCGCCCCUGAGAACAGCACCAAACUACAUUUGUACCAAGCCACGGUCUCUGUUAUCUGCCUGACUUUUUGCACUGUUUUUCCAGCGACAGCUCUUCCAGUUGUGUCCUGCUCUGCCAUGUCGCCGAGGCUAGUAAACCCAUCCACUGCGUCAGGUGUAAAUAUGGGCAGCGAUAUUGAAGUGAUGCCGCAAAUCAAGGACGAGCACCGUCCAGACCCCUACAGGUUUCGCUUGGGCAUAAUGCCAGACGACGAACUCAACCAGCUACGCCGACGCCAUAAGACCGGUAAAAGCCUGGAGGAGUACCACCGUAAACAAAACGAAUCUAUGGACGAACACACGGAGGAAGCUAGGAUUGACGAAGAGGCUUCCCGCUUUGCCAUAAGGAUUGCUGUUUGGGCAAGUCUCAUAGCAAACUUUAGUCUCUGCGCCCUCCAACUCUACGCUGCUAUAAGCUCUGGAUCACUGUCGCUUAUUGCAACUGGGAUCGACGCCGUCUUCGACUUUGGAAGUAACCUGUUCUUGUAUUUCAUGCAUAAACAAGCGAUGAAGAUGGAUGUGAACAAAUGGCCAGUGGGUGGGGCUAGGCUGGAGACCAUCGGGAACAUCAUAUACGGCGCACUCAUGUCGGCCGUCAACCUGGUUGUCAUAGUCGAGGCCAUCCAGACUUUGAUGUCGCGGCAGUCAGAUAAUUCUUUCCACUUGGCAUCAAUUCUCGCUGUUGCUGCCGCCCUCGGAGCUAAAUUUAUUCUUUUUUUGUAUUGCUUCGGUCUCCGGUCCAAGUCAAGUCAAGUUCAUGUCCUAUGGGAAGACCAUCGGAAUGAUUUGUUCAUCAACGGUUUUGGUAUUCUCAUGUCCGCCGGUGGCAGUAGAUGGAAAUGGUGGCUGGACCCCGUUGGCGGUCUCCUCAUCGCAACGGGCGUCAUCGCUGCAUGGAUUCACACCAUUUAUGAACAAUUUGGACUGCUGGCUGGCAAAUCUGCACCGCACGAGUUCAUCCAGUUGAUCAUCUACAAGGCGAUGACAUUCAGCGAGGACAUUGAGAAGAUCGAUACCGUUCGUGCGUACCACAGCGGACCCGAUUAUUUCGUCGAAGUUGACAUCGUGAUGGAUGCCGCCACUCCUCUGUGGAAGGCACACGAUAUCUCUCAACAGCUGCAAGACAAACUCGAAAGAUUGCCGAAUGUCGAGCGCGCAUUCGUGCAUGUUGAUCAUGAGACAGAUCACACACCUGAGCAUCGAAAGGCUAUAUAACCAUACCAACACGCCCGAGAUAUCGUUCUCCUGAUCUUGCAUUGUUGAUAAAAGACAUACCCUGACGACCCGCGACUGACACGUAAGUUUCCUGGUAGUGACGAUGUCGCAGAAGCAGACAUUGCGCGAGGUAGAUUCGCAUAUGAAUUAGAUCAAACCAAUAAAAUGAGCUCCCGAUGACCUUGUCUUUUCCCUCCGCCGUUCCAGUGCGCUUCUGUUACAGUGCCCGGAGCGGCAUUUGGGAGUGUCGGUACAUAAAAGUGUCCAAGGGUGAAUGAAAGGGCCGGUUGACAUCGUGGAGCUGUGGUGGCGACAAAAUAAGGA
Pisolithus orientalis is the source of this 1591-nucleotide messenger RNA. RefSeq names its product CDF manganese transporter. Gene Ontology annotation, molecular function: monoatomic cation transmembrane transporter activity. NCBI's taxonomy places the organism in Eukaryota, Fungi, Basidiomycota, Agaricomycetes, Boletales, Pisolithaceae. Gene Ontology annotation, biological process: monoatomic cation transport; transmembrane transport. The coding region runs from base 131 to 1267 and encodes 378 amino acids. The record is from RefSeq and is a predicted model, not a curated record. Gene Ontology annotation, cellular component: membrane. The transcript is spliced from 14 exons.